This is a messenger RNA of Oreochromis aureus, 609 nucleotides long. RefSeq names its product programmed cell death 1 ligand 1-like. The transcript is spliced from 3 exons. Lineage: Eukaryota; Metazoa; Chordata; Actinopteri; Cichliformes; Cichlidae. The record is from RefSeq and is a predicted model, not a curated record. Gene Ontology annotation, biological process: immune response; positive regulation of T cell proliferation; T cell costimulation. Gene Ontology annotation, cellular component: external side of plasma membrane. The coding region runs from base 1 to 609 and encodes 202 amino acids.
AUGGCUGGGAUCAAAUGUGUCGUGUUUUUGGUGGUCCUGAUUUUCCAGUGGACUCGUGCAAGAGGAGAUACUGAAGUGUCCUGUGUUUAUAUGGAGAACUGCACAUUGCCAUGCAGCUAUGAGGGUGCUGAUGUAGUCAUCCACUGGCAUCAGGUGUCAGCAGGAAAUCUUCCCGUUCACUCAUUCUUCCACAACCAAGACCAGCCAGAAAACUCGGCCCAGCGCUUCAGAGGCAGAGCAUCAACCUUCAAGGACCAGAUCUCCAGAGGAAACGCCUCAGUCCUGCUGACAGGAGUGAAGGAGGAGUCAUUUAUCAACCUAAAGAUAGAUGCUCCAGUCCAUAAAGUCGACGUUCACCAGGUAGAAAACGGCAUCACCUGCAGGUCAGAGGGGAUCUAUCCAAAGCCUGAACUCACCUGGUCCACCGGCCCUCCAUCCAGUCUGACUUUCAAGAACACCACCACAGUCCAGCAGACUGAACAGCAGCUUUACAGCAUCAGCAGCUCUCUGAUCCUUUCAGGCAGUGAUCAUGAUCUGAAUUUCAGCUGCACCGUCAGCACUCGCAGAAACAGGAGGAGAGCAACUCUUCUAAAAAUGCGUAAGCAGUGA